AUGAAAACACCCACAGGAGUGAUAUUUGUUCUUCUGGCUUCAUGCAUAUGCAAAACAUUCGGACAGACAUGUGAAGGAAACUGUGGGGACAAUCUCCCCUUGUGUUCAUGCCACUCAACAUGCACAUCCCUGAAGACCUGCUGCACAGAUUACAAAGAGUACUGCGUAGACACAGCUCCAUAUUCUGGCUCCAUAAUGGGUGGGAUGGACUUCCUUGUCCUUGGCGCAACAUUUAACAGAACUUCUGAGAUCAUAUGCAGGUUUGACAAUCGGAUCGACACUCUGGGCUAUGUGGACGCAGACAGUAGAGGUCAUUGCAUCUCGCCACUGUUGUAUGAAUCAGGAUGGGUUUCCUUCAGUAUCUCCUCGGAUAAUGGCACUACAUUCAAUCGAGUUGGCUCCUGGCUGUCAGUUCAUACCGGCAAGUUAGAUGCAAAGUUCAAGGCGACUCUGGUCAACUCCACCAAAUGGCAGUACUACGGCACACCCGGCGUCCAAGGGACCCUCGAGAUGACAUGGAACACCUCUUUAGUCAGGACAGAGAGGGUCAACAUUGAGCUGUGGGGAUACAGGGAGACAGGAGAGCCUUAUUCCGAACAAUGGAGCGGUGCCUGGGAGUAUCUGUACUCACUGGCAAAGGAUCAACCCAACAGCGGCUCCUUCAGCUUUUUGCCCAAACCAGCAGAGAACGGCUUUUCAAGCUGGGAGCUCGGCUGUGUGCGCGUCAGUCCCAGCCACUACUCCGACGGCACGUGGGAUGUCCAGGCUGUGUGGACGGAGGAUCACGCUCUGGCCUGGCACCUGGAGGAGAAGUUCAGGCAGGACUCAGCAGCUUGGGCCCUGGAUAAAUGCGUAGCCUGGGACCAGCUGGAAAACCGACUGCCCAGUUUCCAAAAUGAAAUCAUAGACUGUCCUUGCACUCUGGCUCAGGCGAGAGCAGACACAGGGAGGUUUCAUACUGACUACGGCUGCGAUAUAGAGAAAGGGAGUGUGUGCACCUACCAUCCCGGCAGUGUUCAUUGUGUGAGGGCUAUACAAGCCAGUCCUCAGUAUGGAGCAGGACAACAGUGUUGCUACGACAGCACAGGUGCUCAGGUCCUGACAGCAGACUCCAUCGGGGGCAGCACACCGGAUCGGGCGCACGACUGGGGUUCCCCACCUUAUAAGAAACCCCCUCGAAUCCCUGGACUGUCUCACUGGAUCUACGACGUCCUCAGCUUCUACUACUGCUGCCUCUGGUCCGACAACUGCCACUACUACUUCAAACAUCGGCCCUCCAGCGACUGCAGGCGUUACCACUCACCCAGCUCAGCUGUGGUCUUUGGGGAUCCUCACUUUAUAACGUUUGAUGGCGUCAGCUACUCCUUCAAUGGCAAAGGGGAAUACACGCUGGUGACCGCAGAGAAUAAAAACCUGACGAUCCAGGGAAGAACAGAGCCUGUGAACAGUACGAUCAAGGCAACGAUGCUGACAUCUGUGGUCAUGAAAGAAGCGUCCUCUGAUGUUAUGGAGGUGCGGCUGGCCGGUGGACGCCAUGGGCUCGAAGUGCUGCAUAAUCAGAAAAGUCUUUCCUUUACGGAGCAGAGCUGGAUGGACCUGGAUGGAGUGUUUGUGUUUUCUCCGACCUCUUCGAAUGUGACUGUCAUGUUUCCCUCGGGAGCCGGCGUGGAGGUCAGACUGCGAGGGGGGAGCAUGACGACCACGGUGCUCCUGCCAGAGGAGUUUGAAACACACACUAAGGGACUGCUGGGAUUCAUGAACGGUGACCCCAAGGACGACCUCAUGCUCAGUAACGGUCAGAUUGUUGGAAACCACAGCAAUCCAGAAGAGGUGUUCAACUUCGGAAUGAACUGGGUCGUUCCCAACGAAUCCGCCUUAUUUACUUACGAUUCCCAAUACCUUCUGGACACGUAUUACUACGCCUCCAGACACGACAUCAGCUUCAUUCCAGUGUUUUCGGUCCCCGAGGAUCCAGAUGAUCCACUGAAUCAACAAGCAGCAGUGAUCUGCUCCGGAGAGGGUUCUCAGUUCUGUAGGUAUGACAUUCUAGUAGGUCGCGAUCCAACACUGGGAAAUCUCACCAAAGCAUCUUUCCAGAGUCACAUUUCUCUUGUGGACGAUCUAAAGCCAGUGAUAUCUUGUGGAUGGCUUUCACCGCCACUUAAUGGGAAAAAAGAGGGGACCACCUAUUUAGAGGGCGCCAUGGUGCGGUUUUCCUGUGACGAGGGCUUCAUUCUGCAAGGAUCAGCAGAGCGGCGGUGCCAAGCAACAGGACGGUGGUCUGGAGAGGAGACCAGCUGCGUGGUUGACAGUACGGAUAAAUGA
Messenger RNA from Salarias fasciatus (jewelled blenny), 2325 nucleotides. RefSeq names its product sushi domain-containing protein 2-like. The transcript has 14 exons. Bases 1 to 2325 code for a protein of 774 amino acids. NCBI's taxonomy places the organism in Eukaryota, Metazoa, Chordata, Actinopteri, Blenniiformes, Blenniidae. The record is from RefSeq and is a predicted model, not a curated record.